AUGCCUCUGUCGUCAAUCUCUCUUGUAGAUCUCAUCUACCUUGGCGUCGCAGUACUUUUAAUUCGUUUCCUCAUUUCUUUGAGAAAUUCCGCGGCUCUCGUUAUACCAGGGCCAGCUCUUGCUCGAGUCACCAAUUUGUGGUAUCUAUGGCAGAUGAAAUGCGGUGACUUCCACUAUCAAAACAUAAAACUCCACCAAAAAAGUGGAAAAAUCAUCCGCAUAGCCCCAAAUUAUUACAGUAUCUCCGACUCCUCCGCAUUGAAGACUAUAUACGGCCACAGUACCAAGUUUGAAAAGUCCACUUGGUACGAUGCAUGGACCUUCAGCACCGAUUCCAGCUUGACAAAUUUAUUCUCGGAGCGAAAGUCCAAAAAGCACGCGGAGAGCCGUAAGAAGGUUGCUUCAAUGUACUCGAUGACUUCACUGAUGGCUUAUGAGCCAUUUGUGGACAAUUGCAUUGAAAUCUUCAAGCAGCGACUUGAUGAGUCCUCGAAGGAAGGCACUUGGAUUGACAUGGCUCAUUGGUUCCAAUGCUACGCGUUUGAUGUGAUUGGUGAAAUCACGUUUGGUAGUCGGUUUGGAUUUCUCGAAGCUGGUAGAGAUAUAGAGGGGAUGAUGAAAGCUCUUGACACGGGUUUCACUGUCUCCUCCUAUAUUGGACUAUACGUCUGGAUGUAUCCAAUUUUUCUACGGGUUUCGAAGCUUCUAGGCAUGGACCAGACCUACAUCACUAAGUUCAGUUUUCGGCACAUCCAAAAAUCCAAGCAAACAAUGAAAAAUCAUCGUGUCGACCUGCCGUCCUAUAUUGUUAUGAAACUUGUCCAAAAGCAGGCACAAGAUCCACAUGGCAUCUCUGAUUGGGAUAUUCUGACUACUGCAGGUGCAAACGUUGGAGCCGGGAGUGACACUACCGCUAUAAGUUUGAGUUCGACUUUAUACCACCUCCUUAGAACUCCGCUUUGUUUGGCUAAGUUGCGAAGCGAGAUCCAAGAUUCUGGAAUUGGCUCCAAUCCAACAUUCAAAGAGACACAGGCGAUGCCCUAUCUUCAGGCUGUUCUGAAGGAGGCAUUGCGAAUCCAUCCUGGAACAGGGUAUCCCCUUUUCAGGGUCGUUCCUAAAGGUGGCGCAUUCCUUGCUGGGCAAUUCUUUCCAGAAGGAGUCAAUGUCGGGAUAAACAGCUGGGUCUCCCACUACGACGAAGAUAUCUAUGGCCCAGAUGCGGCUACUUUCAGGCCAGAAAGGUGGCUCGAAACAAGCAAAGAACAACUGAAAGUCAUGGAGCAGAGCUUCAUGCCCUUUGGAGCGGGCUCCAGGACAUGUAUUGGAAAGAACAUCUCCUUGCUAGAAAUGAGCAAGUUAAUUCCCGUUUUGGUGAGGGACUUUGACUUCGAAUUAAGCCAGAACAUUGAACAAGCAGACUGGGCGACAAAGGCAAGAUGGUUUGUGAAACCCAUAGAUUUCCAAGUGAAAGUUAAGAAGAGAGCAUAG
Messenger RNA from Penicillium soppii, 1488 nucleotides. RefSeq names its product cytochrome P450. Gene Ontology annotation, molecular function: monooxygenase activity; iron ion binding; heme binding. NCBI's taxonomy places the organism in Eukaryota, Fungi, Ascomycota, Eurotiomycetes, Eurotiales, Aspergillaceae. The transcript has 4 exons. The record is from RefSeq and is a predicted model, not a curated record. Bases 1 to 1488 code for a protein of 495 amino acids.